AUGAGUUGCGAUCGCCCUUUUAAGCGCCGCAAGAUCAUCAUGGAGAACGCCGCGUACGAGUUCCACCAGAUCCAGGACGAAGUCAAGAAGAUCACCCAGGAGAUCCCCGAGAAGGUUUUGACCGGUCACAGCUACCACGCAGCGGACGUGCACCAGUGGACGACCGACAUCUCAUCGCAGUGUCUGAAGGAGCUGAAGGGUGUGGCCAACGGCUCGGCCGGAUUCAAAUACAUUGUGAAUUGCACGAUCCUGCAGAAGAGGAACGCUGGCUACCACACCAACUCGUCGUGCUUCUGGGACGCUGAGCGUGACGUCUUCAGUAAAAUCUCAUCCAACGACGGUCGAGAAUAG
Molecule: messenger RNA, 351 nt
Organism: Phytophthora infestans T30-4
Lineage: Eukaryota; Oomycota; Peronosporomycetes; Peronosporales; Peronosporaceae
Exons: 5
Coding region: 1-351 (116 amino acids)
Biological process (GO): microtubule-based movement
Cellular component (GO): cytoplasm; cytoplasmic dynein complex
Molecular function (GO): dynein intermediate chain binding
Source: RefSeq, a predicted model, not a curated record